CAUCAAAAAUUGUUGUCCCUUUCUCAUUCGGAUAUUUUCUCGAUGGAAUUAAUCGUUGAAGUUCUAGUGCACCGUCAGCGAAGUCAUAGUACAUCAACACUGCCAAAUGAAACGGUGUUAUGCGAAGAUUUUGAUACGACUUUGAAGGGUAAAGAUGAUGCGAAUAUGUAUGGUUCGCAUAGCAGUGUAAUACUCUCGGAGAUUAUUGCCAGUUGUCCGGAACCGGAAGCGACCAACUCUGAGUUGUUGACAGAUUUCGAACUGCGAAAAACAAGAUCGGUGGCCAGCUUCAGUGGUCCUUCAUCGGAAAUGAGCAGCGAAAAAGGCGAUAACUUAGAUUCGAGAGUUGUUGAGACAUUAAUCAUACCAUCGGAAACAACUUCAAUGAAUUCAGUAGCACUCUCUUCAUCGCCACAAAACGUCAGCGUCGAAAAUUUCCUGCGAGAAGGCGAGAAAAAUAUCGACAAAAAACUGAAUCCAUCGCAGUCUAUGUCAACGAAUCAGCUCAUCACACAAAUGAAAUCAUCGAGUGUUUCCAAUCUAUCAGUACGAGACGAUGAAGUGCUCUCGUCUCCGAAGGGUGACUUUCUCAAGGAUAAUAGCAGACCUGCAUCUCGUCGUGAGCGAAUACAAGCAAGAGCAGCAGAAGUACAAGCUCGAGCCGCAGAGAUGGCUGCGGCAGGUAAAGCGCGAGUGUCUGAUCUUUGGUAUCGUCGAAAAGAUCUGCACUCAUCGCAAGUUGAGCUUGCCGCCGAGGCACUUUCGAACGAAAUCGCAAAUGAGGUUUUGAUUGAUGCAUGCACUUUUUAUCGUUGA
Anisakis simplex (herring worm) is the source of this 816-nucleotide messenger RNA. Lineage: Eukaryota; Metazoa; Nematoda; Chromadorea; Rhabditida; Anisakidae. The record is from the annotation of a GenBank genome assembly.